Messenger RNA from Monoraphidium neglectum, 405 nucleotides. RefSeq lists its product as hypothetical. The transcript has 2 exons. Bases 1 to 405 code for a protein of 134 amino acids. NCBI's taxonomy places the organism in Eukaryota, Viridiplantae, Chlorophyta, Chlorophyceae, Sphaeropleales, Selenastraceae. The record is from RefSeq and is a predicted model, not a curated record.
AUGCGACUGUGGACGCAGGCGCGGCUGAUGGGCAUGUGGGCAGCGCACAACAUGACGGGCCGUGCGGAUGACUCUGGCCUCAGCAUGGCUUUUGAGCUGUUCACUCACGCCACGCGGUUCUUGGGCAAGAAGGUGGUCCUGCUGGGCCUCUACAACGGCCAGAAGCUGCAGCACGAACCACCCGGUGACAUCAGCCUGUACAGCCGCACCCUGGGGGAGGGCGGCCCCGGCUCGACGUUCGUGCGCGUGCUGCUGCUGCGGGGCCGCCUGCAGGGGGCGGUGCUGAUAGGGGAGACCGAGCUCGAGGAGGCCCUGGAGAACCUCAUCCUAGACGGCCUGGACCUGGGCGGGGUUGGGCCGGCGCUGCUGGACCCGGGCAUACAGCUCGACCACGUUUUUGACUGA